AUGGAUCUCCAAGCUUUCGUGGAUCCGAACCUCCCAGAAGCCGACUUGAUCGUUCUCCAGCAUCUACACCACGACAUUGCUAGCUACGAAGACGCCAAUGCAAGCUCUUCGUCCGAUAAAGAAGCUCAAAAUGGUUCAGCAACAAGAAGAAAAACACACGCAACAGCGGCGGCGGAUGACAACAGCAAUGAGGAAGCUCUCAUCACCCAGCUCGACGCCCUCAACGACCCUUCUAAUUCCUCCUUCGAACCCACCGUCUUCGUGACCUUUGACACAAGCUAUCUCCGCACAAAGCUGCAUCCUUACAUAUACAAUAACAUCCUCGUGCCCUACAUCGCCUUUGCACGCAGAAUCGUCCGCGUCGACACCGACGUUGUGAUGUUGACGCACUUACUGCUCUACUUUUCGACCUCCGUGCCCUCCGCGAUCUUGCUCUAUCGACAUUUCACAUAUAUCCAUGGCGUGUUGCAUUGGGUAAUGCAAAGUUACUACGUCGGAACGUACACGCUCAUGAUGCAUCAACACAUCCACAUGGGUGGCAUUCUCACAAAAUCUAACCCCUUCAUCCACGCAUUCGAUGUCGUGUUUCCAUAUAUCACAAACCCGUUGAUGGGCCACACCUGGAACUCGUACUACUACCAUCAUAUCAAACACCACCACGUCGAGGGCAACGGACCCGACGAUUUGUCCUCUACAAUCCGGUAUCAGCGCGACUCAAUCCCUGAUUUUGCGCAUUACGUUCUACGGUUCAUGUUCCUUGUCUGGAUUGAAUUGCCGCUCUACUUUUUCCGACAUGGGAAGUACUUGCUGGGCUUGAAGGCGCUCUUUUGGGAGGUUGGCACGUACAUCUCGAUUGCAGCCUUAUAUCGAUAUGUUGAUGCGCGUGCGACUGUAUUUGUCUUCUUGUUGCCGCUCUGCAUGCUUAGGAUUGGUCUUAUGGUGGGAAAUUGGGGCCAGCAUGCACUCGUCGAUGAAGAGGAUCCCACGUCUGAUUUGAGGAGUAGUAUUACCCUCAUCGAUGUCGCUUCAAACCGCUUCUGCUUCAAUGACGGCUACCACACAUCGCACCACCUCAACCCCCGACGUCACUGGCGCGACCACCCAGCCGCCUUCAUGCGCGCAAAGAACAAAUACAUCAACGAGCGAGCCCUCGUCUUCAAAAACAUAGAUUAUAUCAUGAUGACCGUCAAACUCAUGCAGAAGGACUACAUGUAUCUGGCGAAAUGCUUGGUUCCGAUAGGGAAGAAACAGAUCCGAAUGUCACUAGAAGAAAAGGCGGAGAUGUUGAGGAGCAAAACGAGAAAGUUUUCGGAGGAGGAAAUUAAGGUUAAAUAUGGACUGUAG
Messenger RNA from Talaromyces marneffei, 1344 nucleotides. RefSeq lists its product as uncharacterized. Gene Ontology annotation, biological process: lipid metabolic process. The transcript has 2 exons. The record is from RefSeq and is a predicted model, not a curated record. Lineage: Eukaryota; Fungi; Ascomycota; Eurotiomycetes; Eurotiales; Trichocomaceae. Bases 1 to 1344 code for a protein of 447 amino acids.